AUGGCACCUGAUGGUACUGUAUGCUUAUGUUCUCUAGAAUGCUUACAUCCAUGCAAGAAUGGAGGAAAACUGAAUCAAGUCUGCGAAUGCGAAUGUCCUUAUAACUGGUCUGGUGAUCAAUGCGAAGUGUGCAAUAAGAAGUGCACAAAUGGAAGCCCUGAUAAGCAGUGCACAAACUGCGUGUGCGAAAAAGGAUUCACGGGUCCCACGUGCCAAGAGGCUUGUCGUGAUCUUGACAAAACAAGUUUUUGCGAAGAAAGAAGAAAUGCAGGCUAUUGCAAUCAUUACAAAUACAAAGACUAUAUGAAUGAUUACUGUGCUGACACGUGUGGGUUGUGUCCAACCACACACCCUCCAACACAGAUUCCUGAAAUCAAAGACAUCACCUGCUAUAAUGACAGAGGAGCAUCAUAUAAAGGUACAGUCAGCUACAUGGGUUCAGGAAAAGUGUGUAGCCCAUGGGCUGGCCGACACGUUCAUGGUAUCACCAGUGGCGUGUCACUUGACUCAAACUACUGCAGAAAUCCUGAUGGCAGUGCAAAACCAUGGUGUUUUGUAAACGAAACAGGUCGUGGUUGGGAGUUCUGUGAGUCAAUAAGAAGAUGUGGUUCAUGUAAUCGAGUGUGUGCCCAAGGAGGGAUGCUGGAUGAAUCUUGCAAUUGUCAUUGCCCAGUUGAAUGGACAGGAGAUAGCUGCCAGUGUCCAAGUUAUAAGACAAAGUGUCAAGACAUCAAUGACAACUGCCACUAUUUAGCUAAAAAGUGUUUUGAGGAGACCGAAGAAGCCGAGAUGAUACAGUGCUACUGCCCAAAGACGUGUAGCAUUUGUUGAAUGCCACACAAAGUAAUGUUAGCGUCAGUUCUGCCUUGCAACAAGCAUUCAACUCAAUGACAAUUUUGACCACACUUUUUAGACACAUCAACCAUGUCUCACAAAAUCUAGAUGUUCAACACAUCUCUGUUUGUGACAGCUGGUUUCGUUACUGAUUGAAUUAGACCGUAUGAUUCUGAUUGUAUGUCAUCUAUGAUGUUUUAGAAAUAGCUACUCAAGUGCUUGUCAAUUUGAAGACUUUCUGUGCA
This is a messenger RNA of Corticium candelabrum, 1079 nucleotides long. RefSeq names its product neurogenic locus notch homolog protein 1-like. Bases 1 to 831 code for a protein of 276 amino acids. The transcript has 6 exons. NCBI's taxonomy places the organism in Eukaryota, Metazoa, Porifera, Homoscleromorpha, Homosclerophorida, Plakinidae. The record is from RefSeq and is a predicted model, not a curated record.